GUUCCACCACUUUGCUCCGAUAAACAAAUCACGCAGCUCUUAUCGCUAUAUGCGUCUAGCAUCCAACUACCACCGUGCUUCAUUUUGAGCUCGCAGUUGUGUUCCACGUUUCCUCUCCUUGCGGCCUGAGCCUCGUAGACAGUUUCGCCUAGAACUGUAAGAUGCAUUCCAAAAACCACCUUUUGGGACAUUUUCACGGCCUCGACUGGCGUCCCUUGCAGUUCGUGGAUCUCCCGUCAGCGAUAUCGUGCGACUUGUGCGCUGUCAUCCCCGAAAAUAUCUUCAGGCUCCCAUGUUACCAUUUCCUUUGCGACGGAUGUUACCAGGGCGUUCUUCGAACCAACCUGCACUGUCCUCUCGACAAGCAAAGCUUUCGUGAAAGUGAAGCGGUAAUUUCUCCAGUUAAAACGACGCCCCUCCAGAGGCUGGAGGUUCGAUGCUGCAACUCCAAACAUGGAUGUAAUUUCGUCGGAUCGCUGGAACGAAUGAAGUCUCACUUCUUGAAGGACUGCGGGUUUCACGCAUUAGCUUGUAAGAAGUGUUGCGUCACGGUGCUCCGUAAAGACAUAAUCACCCAUUACGUAGAAGAGCGGUGCGGGGCUCAAAAUACUUUGUGUCCGAGCGCAGAUGUUUGUAUUGACGGGAGCAUCAUCGAGAUUGGAAGGGAGAUCAGCGCCUCACUAUCAGAUGUAGCCGAUAAGCUCCGCGCCAUUGAAGACCAGCUAAACAGCCAUACCGUCGGCAUCGACGCUACGAAAGAGUGUGUUGUAAAUACUGCGGGAGUACUGCGCACGCUUCAAGAGGGACAAAGCGUGUCCGCAGUCACCAUGGCCGACGUUAUCACUGGCAUGGCGGGUGCCUUGUCUUCGAUUGAAGAUCAACGUGGCAACAAAGAUGUACGUCCAGACGACGUGAUGAAUCGUGUCAUCGCCAUCGGGGAGACGCUAGCUACUCUGGUGGGAUCGCAAAAUGAUGUAGCCAUGAACGUAGGUCGCUCGGAUGAACGCUGGAAAGAAUUCUCCGAGAAAUUUGAUGCGAUGUCGAAACGUGUACAGAAUGUUUCGUCGUUAACCGACGACAAACUGAGUACCAUGAGAGAUAUGCUCAAAACUCUACGGGCUUCAAUUGGAUACGGAGACAACGUUGGUUUUUUUCACGUCCAAGACGUCGACGAGCUGAAGAAGAAAGCAAAUGAGGAUGGGGUUGCUGGCACCUACUCUGACGUUUUUACGUUGUGUGGCUAUACCGUAAAGUUCAAUGUGAAGUUCAUCAAACGUGGCGGUAUCAUGUACAUAGCUGCCUACCUGCAUAUUUGUCGUAGCCCAAAAGACUCCCUCUUGAAAUGGCCCUUCUUGUUGCCUUAUAAGCUCAUCUUGGUUCAUCCAACUGACGAGAAGAAGAACAUUCAACAUACUGUAUCUGUGCCGACCUUGCUUGAGAAGUUCCCUCGAUGUUUCAAUAGGCCAGUCGAAUGUUCAAAUAAUGGCUGCGGAUCCCCUAAGUUGUGCACACUGGAAGACGCCCUGAAUGAUGGCUUUGUUCACGAGAAGUCAAUAACUGUGGGCGUUACCCUUGUCCAAAGUUGUGGAUAGUAUGAUAUUCAAGCUAUGAGCCCCCACGUACCAGACUGGAUGGCUAUUAACCGCCAUAUAAUUUGAAUGGCCACUACAGAAACGUUACAAUCCUAUGUAGGUGUGUGUAUUAAGCCACAGGGUGUACAAGUUACCUGCGGUCGUAAUGAAAAAGAAACAGAAAAGGAAAAGUAGAAGAAAAGAGAAAUGUCCUUUUUUUCAAUUACAAUAAUUGGUGAUGUAUCUUUGGCUAAGUGUGCCUCUUUAUGACUGCACUAUCGCGGCCUCCUGAAGCAUUGCCCUCUUAUUUUCAAAAUGAACAUUUUGUUUACGAAAGAUAGAAGUUCGUCCCAAUGACAACACAUGUUCCCUUUGUUAUUCUGACGCCGUUUUCAGAAAAAAAAAAAUAAAGAUAAGAAAUUGAA
This is a messenger RNA of Ornithodoros turicata, 1996 nucleotides long. Its product is annotated as TNF receptor-associated factor 2-like. The record is from RefSeq and is a predicted model, not a curated record. The transcript has a single exon. Lineage: Eukaryota; Metazoa; Arthropoda; Arachnida; Ixodida; Argasidae. Bases 162 to 1592 code for a protein of 476 amino acids. Gene Ontology annotation, molecular function: protein binding.